Molecule: messenger RNA, 7860 nt
Organism: Coregonus sp. 'balchen'
Lineage: Eukaryota; Metazoa; Chordata; Actinopteri; Salmoniformes; Salmonidae
Source: the annotation of a GenBank genome assembly
AUGACAAGGCCUGUAGGAACUAUCUUUAUUGUGUUGAAUUGCUUUCAUAGGCAUUCCCCCAGGCAUGAGUACUUUGACCCCAAUGAUUUCCUGGAGGGCAUGCAGCAGGAGAUAGAGCGAGAGGAGCUGGAAUAUGAGGUAACAUACAGACGACUCCCUCUUGUCUUUCUCCCUCCCCCUUCUCCCCCUUCUCCUUCUCUACCCGUCCCCCCUCUCUCCUUCACCUAUUCUCUCGCUCUACCCCUCUCUUCUUCUCCCACUCUCUCCACCUAACCUCCUUUCUCCCCUUCUCAAUGAAGAUAAACAUUCAGACAUGCGACGCCGUAUUCCUCUGGCCGUCCCAUCACUGAGCCACUGUGUCUCCGUCCCAAUGGCUCUGUUAGUCACCACAAGGCCCAUUCUCCCAAUAUAUCACCGUUAUCAAUGAGCUGAGCCCACUCUAUCCCCGUAACGACACUGAGUAUGUAGGCCAGACAGAAAUCGAGUGGCUUGUUUGCUCCAUAGUACCCCUGAGCAGAUGCGAAGUGGUGACAUCAUUACUUAUUUUGUGACAACGCCUAAUGCGUCUUUGCUUUAGAGGGGGGUCCUGCAAGAGGCUUAUGCACUGAGGAUAAUUAGAUGGCACCGAUAAUAGGAACCAGAGUGAUGGAUUUGAUGAUGCACAUUAACAAUGGCGUGAUGGGGCCCUGAUGAGGAAGGAUGUAGACGGGAGAUAGAGACUCCAAGGUCUCAGGGUGCUCCCCCUCUUUCCCUCCUCCCCUCCCAACCACUGCAGUGCAUUAAUAACCUAUCGCCAACAUGAAGCCGGAGAGUUCAAGCUGUCCAAGCCAAACGCAGAUGCACAGUAUACAGACUACCUUGUCCUAGAUCCAAGGUCGAUCUGAUGAAGCCCUCUAGCUCAGAGCCACUGAUCGUAAUACAGUGGACAAUAUGUGAUGAUCUUAGCUCACCACCACCAUCCCACUGAUGUUCUUCCUAGCAUCCUUUCUGCUGCAGUCCAAUAAGAUGCCUCUGUUGAUACUCUCUGAGUUGUAAUGAAGGGGUCCUGUCUCAGUCUUCCCUGCCCCAGUAUUCAUAGACACUUACACUGAAAUGCUUGUGUUAAAACAUGUGCAUAAUGAUGUUAUGCAACAUUUAAACGGCUUAUGAUGUAGGUCCACAACAAAAGCGUGAAUUAGUCUGGCUAUCAAUUCAGACAAAAGGUCAGGGCCUUUUUUAAAGGGGUAUUGUACUGUAACGGCACGGUAAAGCGAAAGCCACGGUAGUCAAUUACAUAUUAUACUGUCUCGUGUGAAAAUUAGAUCUCAUAUUUUGUACACUUUACUCUUUGUUUAUGUGUUUAUGAAAAUACCUCUUUUUUUAAACCCUGUCUGAAACCCCAGUGUAUUCUGAGUGUUCUGUUUUGGAGAUUAGAGGAGAUUUCAGUAGUCAGCUGCCGUGGUAGAGAACAGUUGCGUUGGGGGGUUAACCCUCUCUCCACCCCUGGCCCCGAGGUAUAGUAUCAGGGUCGGUAUCUCACAGAUUACAGGUGUUGACUAGUGACAAACGGGACACUGCUUAGCUGCAAGCCAGUGGAUCAUCCCUCAUCCUGUCACUGUCCCCUAGAAAAGUUACAGGGCAUAGGCUGCACCCAAUUACUGGAGUCAUUAUUGUGAUGAAUGGAUCAUUGUGUGUGUGUGGACUUAGAUUGAACUCAAUAUACUGCUGGGUGUGUCUUAAGAAAACAACAGCAACCAUGGAACUCCACUCCACACAUUGAGAGAGAGAGAUCUGUGAUGUUUAAUUUUGUGUUUUUGCCUUGUUGCAGGAAGUGGAUUUGUACAGAGAUAACAUCCAGGACAAGCUUGGGUUGACUGUCUGCUACAGGACUGAUGAUGAGGACGAGACUGGAAUCUACGUCAGUGAAGUAUGUGGUCAACUUUCAACAACAGCCAAAUGUUGUUGUCAGGGUGUAAAGAACGGGAUAAUGGAUGUAUAGAACUUCAUUUAUCAUCUUAUGGUCACCAUGGUAACAGACGGCACACCUCUAAAUUAGGAAUAUCAAAACCUGCAGAUAAGAAUUGCAUUUACUUCUAAACAGAAAUGUUUUCCGUUUUCUCUGACCAAAGGUCUGCUUGAAAUGAAAAAUCUUCUCCUGUUCUCUCUUUCUUUAGAUUGACCCAAACAGCAUCGCUGCAAAGGAUGGCAGGAUCAGAGAGGGAGAUAGAAUUAUCCAGGUAAGGAUAAAGAACACUCUCAAUACUUUCAAUGAAUGCAUUACCGGUUCCGAGCCCGUCUCUAAUUCCAUUCCUUCUGCUCUCUGCAGAUCAACGGGAUUGAGAUCCAGAACCGGGAGGAUGCUGUGGCUCUGUUGACCAGUGAGGAGAAUCAGAAUGUGUGUCUACUGGUGGCCAGACCAGAGAUCCAGGUAAACUCACCACCCACCUCCUAGAAUCCUUUAUAGUACUAGGCAUGCAUAGCAGUGGCGGUCAGUGCCGUUUAUGAUGAGGGGGGACCUUUUUUUUUCUUCAUGAGCAUGGCCUUCUUUCUAUUACAGCAUGUUGGAUGACUGUCAUUCAUAUUCCAUUCACCCAGUUCAAUGUAACAUCGACAGGUUUAGGCUACUACAUGAUACUCAAAUUUUCCCUAUACCCAUCAUGAGGUUGCUACAACCUAGCCUAUGAAUUAAAGUUUACAACAGAGGUACACACAGGUCGAGAUAAAAAUGUGAGAUGACAGACAGUGACACAUGGACAGACAGUGACACAUUCAAUACCGCCUUGCACACUCAUGCCUGCAUCCAGCUUAUCUAGGGUGUAAUCAUUAGUCCAACAGUUUCUAUUAGACAAAUUCAGGUAUUUUUAUCCCUGUUUCGCUUGCUUCCGUUUAAGAAACUUUUUCAACAGAAUCGGCGGAAUGAAUACACCCCUGAUCACACAUAAACAGAGUUCACUUUCAUAGCAGCCACGUUGUAUUCAUUCUAGCCUCUAUGCACUCUCCUCCUCUCACUUUUUCCCUUUGUUUGUGGACUUUAAUGAACAACACAUCAGCUGUAUGUGACCAGGCGAAAAAACCUUUCCAAGCCAAACCAUGUCAUAACCGCUACACACAGCCUACAUCGUCCCCAUAUUAGCUAAAGUAACGUCCUAGUCAACAUAGCUAAUAGAACUAAUGCGCUAGUAAACCCGCUACAAUCAUGCAGUAACGUUACAGUGUAUAGUCAGUAAGCAGUUAGACUGGCGGGCCCCGGUGGCAAUAAAUUAAUAAAACCAAAAGCUUACCUUGACUUGGAAGAGUUCCAGUGUUGUGUUGGAUAGUCAUAGCCAGCUAUCUAACAUAGCAUCCCUCUGUUUGAGCCGGGUGUUUGAGUAACUAAACUAGCCAGCUGCAUUUGCUAGCUAAGUAAGUGAAACUGAAAGUGAAAGAAAAUGACUCUCUCGCUCUUGCUUCUCCUUCAUUUUUGAAGAAAUUAAUUUGUUGAAAACUAUUCAACUAUUGUCUUUCUAUCUCUUUGAAUCAACAACACACCACAUUUUAUGCACUGCAGUGCUAGCUAGCUGUAGCUUAUGCUUACAGUACAAGAUUUAUUAUCUGAUCCUUUGAUUGGGUGGACAACAUGUCAGUUCAUGCUGCAAGAGCUCUGAUAGGUUGGAGGACGUCCUCCGGAAGUUGUCAUAAUUACUGUGUAAGUCUAUGGAAGGGGAUGAGAACCAAGAGCCUCCUAGGUUUUGUAUUGAAGUCAAUGUACCAAGAGGAGGGCGGAAGCUAGCUGUCCUCCGGCUACACCAUGGUGCUACCCUACAGAGUGCUGUUGAGGCUACUGUAGGACGUCAUUGCAAAACAGUGUGUUUUAAUAAAUUAUUUGGGGACAUGUAAAUAUAUUUAUCUAAAAAUAAUAACUUUUUCAAUGUUUUACCAUUUUUAUUUUUAUGAAAUUCACUGAGGAGGAUGGUCCUUCCCUUCCUCCUCUGAGGAGCCUCCACUGAUGCAUAGACUGUCUAUACAGUACCAGUCAACAUUUUGGACACACCUACUCAUUCAAGAUUUUUUCUUUAUUUUUACUAUUUUCUACAUUGUAGAAUAAUAGUGAAGACAUCAAAACUAUGAAAUAACACAUAUGGAAUCGUGUAGUAAGCAAAAAAGUGUUAAACAAAUCCAAAUAUAUUUUAUAGUUGAGAUUCUUCAAAUAGCCACCCUUUGCCUUGAUGACAACUUUGCACACUCUUGGCAUUCUCUCAACCAGCUUCACCUGGAACGCUUUUCCAACAGUCUUGAAGGAGUUCCCACAUAUGCUGAGCACUUGUUGGCUGCUUUUCCUUCACUCUGCAGUCUGACUCAUCCCAAACCAUCUCAAUUGGGUGGAGGUCGGGGGAUUGUGGAGGCCAGGUCAUCUGAUGCAGCACUCCAUCACACUCCUUCUUGGUAAAAUAGCCCUUACACAGCCUGGAGGUGUGUUGGGUCAUUGUCCUGUUGAAAAACAAAUGAUAGUCCCACUAAGCCCAAACCAGAUGGGAUGGCGUAUCACUGCAGAAUGCUGUGGUAGCCAUGCUGGUUAAGUGUGCCUUGAAUUCUACAUAAAUCACUGACAAUGUCAGCAGCAAAGCACCCCCACACCAUAACACCUCCUACUACAUGCUUUACGGUGGGAAACACACAUGCGGAGAUCAUCCGUUCAACCACACCGCGUCUCACAAAGACACGGCAGUUGGAACCAAAAAUUACCAAUUUGGACUCCAGACCAAAGGACACAUUUCCACCAGUCUAAUGUCCAUUGCUCGUGUUUCUUGGCUCAAGCAAGUCUCUUCUUAUUAUUGGUGUCCUUUAGUAGUGGUUUCUUUGCAGCUAUUCAAAUAAAAUAAAAUACAAUUUUGAUGAUUUGUCACAUACACGUGUUUAGCAGAUGUUAUAGCGGGUGUAGCGAAAUUCUUGUGCUUCUAGCUCCGACAGUGCAGUAAUAUCUAACAAGUAAUAUCUAACAAUUUCACAACAUAUACCUAAAACACACAAAACUAGUAAGGAAUGGGAUUUAAGAAUAUAUACAUAUAUGGACAAGCAAUGACAGAGCGGCAUGGACUAAGAUACAGUAGAAUAUUAUAGAAUAGAAUGCAGUAUAUAUAUAUGAGAUGAGUAGUGCAAGACAUAUAAACAUUAUUAAAGUGAAUAUUCGACCAUGAAGGCCUGAUUCACACUGUCUCCUCUGAACAGUUGAUGUUGAGAUUUGUCUGUUACUUGAACUCUGUGAAGCAUUUAUUGGGCUGCAAUUUCUGAGGCUGGUAACUCUAAUCUCUAAACUUAUCCUCUGCAGAAGAGGUAACUCUGGGUCUUCCAUUCCUGUGGCGGUCCUCAUGAGAGCCAGUUUCAUCAUAGCGCUAGAUGGUUUUUGCGACUGCACUUGAAGAAACGUUCAAAGUUCUUGAAAUGUUCCGUAUUGACUGACCUUCGUGUCUUAAAGUAAUGAUGGACUGUUGUUUCUCUUUGCUUAUUUGAGCUGUUCUUGCCAUAAUAUGGACUUGGUCUUUUACCAAAUAGGGCUGUCUUCUGUAUACCCCCCUACCUUGUCACAACACAACUGAUUGGCUCAAACGCAUUAAGAAGGAAAGAAAUUCCACAAAUUAACUUUAAAGAAGGCACACCCGUUAAUUGAAAUGCAUUCCAGGUGACUAUCUCAUGAAGCUGGUUGAGAGAAUGCCAAGCGUGUGCAAAGCUGUCAUCGAGGCAAAGGGUGGCUAUUUGAUUCCAAAUGUGUUAUUUCAUAGUUUUGAUGUCUUCACUAUUAUAAAAUAAAGAAAAACCCUUGAAUGAGUAAGUGUGUCCAAACUUUUGACUGGUAUUGUAGUUGUCUGUUUCCUAAGUUGUACUGUAGCCUUAAUUGGCAGAGACUGAAGUCCUCCUCCCUCUUUCUUCCUCUCUCCUACCCCGGUGUCCCAGCUGGAUGAGGGCUGGAUGGAUGAUGACAGGAAUGACUUCCUGGAUGACCUCCACAUGGACAUGCUGGAGCAGCAGCACCAUCAGGCCAUGCAGUUCACCGCCAGCAUGCUGCAGCAGGUAGUGUACAGCAGCCAGCAUAGAACCACUCAGAACUGUAUACACAUACAUACACACAGCAUGAGUCAACAAUCAAUCACAGAGUCACAUAUGCUCACCUGCAUGUUACUGACGAUGAGCCAAUUCCAAACAGAGUAGCAUAUGUUCAGUUGGCCUAAUGGCCCAUAGUACUCUACAUACCGAAAUGUAGUAGUACUGAAGUGGGUAGGUUCACAUACUGUAGUCAGUGAUAACUGCAGAGGAAACACAUCUAAUAAUGUUAGAAGGUGAUUCAAUUAUUAAUCCUAUUGUCUGGUGUUGCAGAAGAAGCUUGAGGAAGAUGGUGGAACGACUGACACAGCCACCCUGUUGUCCAACCACCACGAGAAAGACAGCGGGGUGGGCCGCACCGACGAGAGCACGCGCAAUGACGAGAGCUCUGAGCAGGAGAACCUGGGGGACGACCAGACCACGGCCUCCAACACGCUGGGCAGCUGCAGCCACCAGAAGCUGGCCUAUAGCCAGGACACCCUGGGAAGCGUUGACCUACCCUUCAGCAGUGAGUCAUUCAUCUCAGCAGACUACGACCACGCUGACUUCCUGGGCAUCCCCGCUGACGAGUGUGAGCGCUUCCGAGAGCUCCUGGAGCUGAAGUGCCAGGUGAGGAGCGUGGGGGGCCCCCAGGACCUGUACUGCCAGAGUGCCGGGGCUGGAGGGGCCGAGGAGGGGGUGGACAAGGAGCUGGAGCUGCUGAACGAGGAGCUGCGCAGCAUCGAGCUGGAGUGCCUCAACAUCGUCCGGGCCCACAAGAUGCAGCAGCUGAGGGAGCAGUACCGCGAGUCCUGGAUGCUGCACAACAGCGGCUUCCACAACUACAACACCAGCAUCGACGCGCGCCGCCAUGAGCUCUCCGACAUCACAGAGCUGCCCGAGAAGUCAGACAAGGACAGCUCCAGCGCCUACAACACUGGUGAGAGCUGCCGCAGCACCCCUCUCACCCUAGAGCUGUCUCCAGACAACUCCCUCCGCAGGGGGGCAGAGAACCAGGGGUUGUCCGGGGCCUCCAGCAGCGCAGGGCCCAACAGCAGGAUCCUCAAGCCCCUGCUGUCUCCUGUCCAGGAGGCCGGUGGCCCCAGCAGAAUCAGGCCCUCCUCCUCUAAGGAGUCUGAGUGUGGCCUGCAGGCGGAGGGGAAGGAGCAUAAGCUGGGAGAGUCAACUCACAAGCUGGCCCAGCCCCGUUCCCUGUACAAACAUGCCCACAUCCCGGCCCACGCCCAGCACUACCAGAGCUACAUGCAGCUGAUCCAGCAGAAGUCUGCCGUGGAGUACGCCCAGAGCCAGAUGAGCCUGGUCAGUCUGAUCAGCCGCGGUGACGCCGUGAACCCCGGAGAGAUGCUGGAUCCCAAAAUGGAGUGGAAGGUAAAGAUCCGCAGCGACGGCACGCGCUACAUCACCAAGAGGCCUGUCAGGGACAAGCUGCUGAAGGAGCGCGCCCUGCGUAUCCACGAGGAGCGCAGCGGCAUGACCACGGACGACGACGCCAUCAGCGAGCUAAAGAUGGGGCGGUACUGGAGCAAGGGGGAGAGGAAGCAGCACGCGGUGCGCGCCAAGGAGCAGAGGCAGCGACGCGAGUUCAUGAAGCAGAGCCGCGCUGACUGCCUGAAGGAACAGGCCAGCCUGGACGACGACAAGAAGGAGCCCAACAUCAUCGAACUGAGCCACAAAAAGAUGAUGAAAAAGAGGAACAAGAAAAUUUUUGACAAUUGGAUGACUAUCCAGGAACUUUUGACCCAUGGUGCUAAGUCGCCUGAUGGCACGCGAGUGUACAACUCCCUCCUGUCCGUCACCACAGUGUAG